AUGGUCUCCGGAAAAUUAAUCAAACUCUUGGUUUAUGAAGUCUUAGAAUUUGCUGCUUUUUGUGUCCCAACACUCGUGGUGGCAGAACAGUUUGCCUUUGCCUACCAAAGGACAAAGAAUUCCAAUGAGAAGACGUUUUAUUGGCUUGUCGUGUCCAUUUCCAUAGCUUACGUGGCAUUGGUGGCAUUGCUGGUUUGGGUUCCUGUAAAAGUUCUGCUACACAAAAAGCAUCAUCUCCGCUCCAAAAUAAAACAAUGGAGACCUCCUCUAAUGAUGUGUGUAAUAUUCACAACACUCCCAUGCUUUGGAUUUUCUAUAGCAGUCACAGAGGUCCAAAAAGGUGGUUCAAAUAGUACAACAUCCGCAUUGCCUGAAACUUUACCUGACUUACCAGUGUCAUUGGUUAUGGCCUCUUUAAUUAUUGUUGAUAUAAUUGAAAAACUUCGGAAAUAUCCUCUCAAAGGAAGAUCAAUAAUCCUAUAUGUUCAGAUCGAUGGCAUUAAGGCACUAUACAAACCCAAAAUGCCUUCUGAAUCAUAA
Messenger RNA from Gracilinanus agilis (Agile Gracile Mouse Opossum), 540 nucleotides. RefSeq names its product transmembrane protein 236 (gene TMEM236). Bases 1 to 540 code for a protein of 179 amino acids. The transcript has 4 exons. The record is from RefSeq and is a predicted model, not a curated record. NCBI's taxonomy places the organism in Eukaryota, Metazoa, Chordata, Mammalia, Didelphimorphia, Didelphidae.